Molecule: messenger RNA, 693 nt
Organism: Lagenorhynchus albirostris (white-beaked dolphin)
Lineage: Eukaryota; Metazoa; Chordata; Mammalia; Artiodactyla; Delphinidae
Gene: BTG4
Product: BTG anti-proliferation factor 4
Exons: 4
Coding region: 1-693 (230 amino acids)
Biological process (GO): negative regulation of cell population proliferation; negative regulation of mitotic cell cycle
Cellular component (GO): cytoplasm; nucleus
Source: RefSeq, a predicted model, not a curated record
AUGAGAGAUGAAAUAGCAACAACAGUCUUCUUUGUCACAAGAUUAGCAAAAAAACAUGAUAAAUUGAGUAAACAACAGAUAGAAGACUUUGCAGAAAAGUUGAUGACGAUCUUGUUUAAAACAUACAGAAGUCACUGGCACUCUGAUCACCCUUCUAAAGGUCAAGGCUUCAGGUGUAUCAGGAUAAACAAUAAUCAGAGUAAAGAUCCUAUUCUAGAAAGGGCUUGUGCUGAAAGUAACGUGGAUUUUUCUCACCUGGGACUUCCGAAGGAGAUGACCAUAUGGGUAGAUCCCUUUGAAGUGUGCUGUAGGUAUGGUGAGAAAAAUCAUCCAUUUACAAUUGCUUCUUUCAAAGACAGAUGGGAGGAAUGGGAAUUAUCCCAACAAAUCAGUGAUGCUGUUAAUAGAGCCACAUUAGACUACUCCUCUGGCACUUCCUCUGAUGAAGAAAGUUGUAACAAAGAACCUCAGAUAAUUCCUAAAGUCAGAAAUCCAAAGAGUAUUUAUCAGGUUGAAAACUUGAAACAGCCCUUUCAAUCUUGGUUCCAUAUCCCGCACAAAAGCAAUAUGGGGGAUGGCCGAAUGGGCCUCCUAGGAAAUGCUUAUCAUGCAUUGCAUAAGAUCCCUAAGGGUCACAGGCCUGCUGCUGGGCACCGGGUGGACAGGUACCACUGGGUCAACACACACCGAUAG